CCUAUCAAACCAGACACCUCUUUUGGUGGCUGCUGGUCACGUUCCACGCCUGCCGGUUGGAGCGAGGGCCCGCCAGGCGCAGGAGACCUUCCACUCCUUGCGCUUUGGCACUCGACGCAGCCCUGAGCCCCGGCAAUGAAAUGAUCUCACUGUUGGUGAACCAGAGGCACGGUGGAUGACGCCAUCCAUCCGUGUCAGUCCUACAGCCAUUGUUCUUGUUAGAUCAGGUGUGGAGGCCUAUGGAACGUGCUUUGGCCAUGUACUGAUGGGUGCUUUGUGGAAGCAUCCCGCUGACAUCUCAACGAAGCAGCUGAGAGGGACGUCCGUCGAGGACUAUGGAGUCCAUGCGACACGCCUCGAGGAGGUACUUGAGAAGUUCUGGAAGGUCGAGCAGCCUCCAGAGGAUCCGGUGGAGCAUCCGGAGCAUGUCGAAUGUGAAAGGUUGUAUACCUCCAAUACUACACGUAUGCCUGACGGCAAAUACAUGGUACGGCUGCCCUUAUUGACAGACAGACCCGCACUCGGUGAGUCGAGGGCCAUUGCCGCACGCAGGUUUUAUUCAUUAGAGGCGAAGCUAGCCAAGAAUCCAGUCUUUGCUGAGAAAUACAGGAAUUUCAUGCGAGAAUAUGAGUCAUUAGGACAUAUGUCGAAAUCAAACUAUCAAUUUGAUUCAGAACACUUUAUAAUUCCACAUCAUGGUAUUUUUAAGAGGGAUUCUGAUAAGCUCAGAGUGGUAUUCAAUGGGGCAUCUCAAAGUAGCAAUGGAAUAUCUGUAAAUCAGUGUCUUCACUCAGGAAAGCCGCUCCAGAAUGAUAUUACCAAGAUAUUGUUGAAUUUCAGACGACAUCAGUUUGUCUUCACGGCCGACAUCCGCAUGAUGUUCAGGCAGACGUGGAUACACCCCGACGAUAGGCGCUAUCAGCUGAUCCUGUGGCGUGAGGAUCCGUCGCAGGACCUACAGGUAUAUGAGUUAAAUACUAAUACCUACGGGCUACGGUCAAGCCCCUUUGUCGCAAUAAGGACGCUAAUACAAUUAGCCAAUGAUUGGCAAGCUCAGCAUCCAGGCUCCCCAGCUGCAGACGUCGUGCGACGGCAGGUAUAUGUUGAUGACGUACUGGCGGGAGCAGAGUCAAUUGCGGAGGCCCAGCAGCUAAAAUCGGAGCUCACAGAUCUCAUGAGCAGUGCUGGGUAUGAACUUAGAAAAUGGUCGUCCAACUGUCGCGAGUUACUGCAGGACCUACCACAGGAAUAUUGUGAGAUACCUCAUCAAUUCGACGCAGAAGAUAAGAGCCUCAUAAAGGUAUUAGGCAUCCAAUGGAACCCGAUAAACGACACAAUGUCAUAUCAAAUCAACGUACCCCUAGGGCAAGCGAUAACCAAGCGAAGCGUGUUAAGUACUAUCGCUCGAUUAUAUGAUCCUUGUGGAUACUGUGCUCCCAUCGUCUACAGAUUCAAACUGUUUAUGCAAUCACUUUUUUCAGAUGGAAUGACGUGGGAUGAACCCCUCACGGAGGUUCAAGAAAGUCAAUGGAACGAAAUGGUUCAGGAUUUAAACCAUUUGUCUCACUUACAGAUCUCUCGAUGCGUCGCGCUACCGGGAUCGGUAUCAUAUUCACUCCACGGUUUUGGAGAUGCGUCUGAGAUGGGCUACGGAGCGUGCGUAUACCUCCGGACAGCAGACGCCGCUGGAAACGUCAUGGUACGACUAAUUAUAGCUAAGACUAGAGUUGCGUCGAAAAAGACCAAGCAAACCAUUCCAAAGAAUGAGCUAAACGCGGCUCAUAUGGUUUAUAAAUUGCUGAAUCACGCCGCAGCGGCCUAUGAAGAUGAACUUGAUAUUGACAGCAUAAAUGCAUGGUCCGAUAGCAAGAUAACGUUGUGUUGGUUAAACACUAAGCCACACCUGCUCCAAACAUUUGAAUGUAAUAGAGUACAAGACAUUCAACAGUCGAAGCGACUAAUGACAUGGCGCUAUGUCCGGGGUGAGUUGAACCCGGCCGACGUCGCGUCGCGGGGAACCACAGCGAAAAGGCUCCUCAAGUGCAAGCUGUGGUGGUCACCAGACUGGCUACUCGAGGAGGAAUCUCAGUGGCCAACGAUGCCAGUCACCAUGUCACCUGAGCUGCCAGGGUUCAAACAAUUGGUACAUGUCGUCGCUGAAGAGCAGUCAUGGGAAGACUGCCUACUAUCCAGAGUGAGCUCUUAUAGUAAGCUCAUAAAUGUAACGUCAUACAUUUUACGGUUUUGCAAGAAUAUUCGUUUGCCGAAGCAGCAACGAAACUUGAACCAGACCCUGUCUAUAGAUGAAAAUCGUGCCGCUACGAGCCACUGGAUCAAGAAGGUCCAGUUGGAUGCAUACAAGGAUGAAGCCAUCUUACUGAAAAAAGGAAAAUUAGUAUGCAAGUCUCUCCAGAAAUUAAGCGUCUUCGUAGAUGAAGACCAGUUUAUUCGAGUCGGCGGCCGACUCCGUAAUUCAAGCCUGCGCUAUGAAGCGAAGCACCCAUUGCUUAUUCCGAAGGAUCAUAGAUGGACUCAGUUGUUGAUGCAACAUUAUCACCGAAUACAUUGUCACGCAUCGACAAGUGCGCUGAUUAAUAUAUUGAGACAGCGGUAUUGGAUCCCGUCAGCGAGACGUCAGGUUGCUCGCGUCAUCCACAGCUGUACACCAUGCUUCAGGUUCAGCGCGACCGAGCAGGCGCCGUUCAUGGCCGACCUGCCCGCCGACCGUGUCACGGCCGCGCGUCCAUUUUCCGGCGUUGCAACGGAUUUUGCUGGCCCUUAUCUGGUUAAGGCCAGCCAACUUAGGAAUGCUAAAUCAGUUAAAGCUUACCUGUGUGUUUUUGUAUGCCUAGGUACCAAGGCCGUGCAUCUAGAGCUCGUCUCGUCGCUGAGCACCGAGGCUUUCAUCGCUGCGUUCACACGGUUUGUCAGUCGACGAGGGCUGCCCUCCCUCGUCCGUAGUGAUCAAGGUACGAAUUUUAAAGGUGCUAGCUCAUACCUCCGUGAGGUUAAUCAGUUCUUACUUGACCAUGAAACCGUCCUGGCGGAUGAGUUUCGUCGUCAAGACGUGCGCUGGGAAUUCAACCCUCCAGGCGCUGCCCACAUGUCUGGAUUAGUCGAAGCGGCCGUAAAGAGUAGUAAGAAUCUGCUUAAACGGGAAAUAGGAGAUCGGAUCCUAACCUUUGAAUUACUGUAUACGGCCUUCUGUCGGAUAGAAGCGGUUCUUAAUUCUCGAGCGCUGGUUCCAAUGUCAGAGGAUCCUUGUGACCUGGAAAUUCUCAGUCCAGGUCAUUUUUUGAUUGGUCAGCCGUUAGUUUCAUUACCUGAACCUUCAUGGAAGGACACAAAUAUGUCACGGUUAUCACAUUUCCAAUUUGUACAAGCUAUAACUCAGAAAUUUUGGGCUAAAUAUUAUUUUGAGUAUUUGAACAAUUUACAAUCACGUAAUAAAUGGAAUAGGCAUGUACCUAAUGUUGCAAUUAAUGAUUUAGUCCUAAUUAAAGAUGACAAUACGCCACCUCUACAAUGGCGUAGGGGUAGAGUAAUACAAAUAUUCAAAGGAUCCGACGAUGUUGUCAGAUCGGUAAAAUUAAAAACUCAGGAGGCGAACUCGUUCGUCCUGUUGUUAAAUUAUGUAAAUUGCCCAUGGAACUGUAAUUAAUCAUAAGGAGUAAUUCAUUAUAAAUGUAAAUUGAAAUAUUGCUACUAACGUAUGUCUGUUUGAGUUCCACCAGGGAACCAUUGUAACUAACAACCUAGUAAAUAGUUUACCUUAAGUUUAAUUUCACUGAUGUAAAAAUUGUGUGAAGAUGUAUCUAAUGGUCACAGAUCACUUCUUGCUAGAUGCCACAUGUAGUAUUUGUAUCUGAAUUUUUAAUUUGUUUGUUUUGUUCACUUGAUCUCUAGAACGAGACAAUUGAACAGCUUCAAGUCUUCAGGUCAAUCUCCCCCCUGGGGGCCCCAGGAUGUUCAUGCAAUUCGAAGCGCAAUGGCGUUCCGCGCGCCAUCUAGCGAGGCUAGUUGUAACUACGAAGUAUCGAGCGACAUCAUUGGUCGUGAUUCAGUAUUGGCUAAUAUAGCAGUGAGUGCUGCCUCUCGCGGCGAGAGUUGAAGUUUGGAGUUGACCUGUGAGCUUGUAAGAACAAGCACGGUAAAAAUGCGUUGAGAACGAUUUGUAUAAGUUUGCUGUUUUUGUAUCGCGACGCGCGUUAAAAUAGUGUCUAAGGUGUAACUCGUUGCAUUAAAAUAAGUGUUAGUUGA
This is a messenger RNA of Leguminivora glycinivorella, 4260 nucleotides long. RefSeq lists its product as uncharacterized. Lineage: Eukaryota; Metazoa; Arthropoda; Insecta; Lepidoptera; Tortricidae. The record is from RefSeq and is a predicted model, not a curated record. Bases 176 to 3661 code for a protein of 1161 amino acids. Gene Ontology annotation, biological process: DNA integration. Gene Ontology annotation, molecular function: nucleic acid binding. The transcript has 2 exons.